GAACAUGUGGCUGCGGCUUGGCCUGCCCUCGCUGUCCCUGAGCCCCAAGCCCACAGUUGGCCGGAGCCUGUGCCUCACCCUGUGGUUCCUGAGCUUGGUGCUGAGGGCCAGUACCCAGGCCCCAGCACCCACAGUCAAUACUCACUUUGGGAAGCUAAGGGGUGCCCGGGUACCAUUGCCCAGUGAGAUCCUGGGGCCUGUGGACCAAUACCUUGGGGUGCCCUACGCAGCCCCCCCCAUCGGCGAGAAACGUUUCCUGCCCCCUGAACCACCCCCAUCCUGGUCGGGCAUCCGGAACGCCACACACUUUCCCCCAGUGUGCCCCCAGAACAUCCACACAGCUGUGCCCGAAGUCAUGCUUCCUGUCUGGUUCACGGCCAACCUGGAUAUCGUCGCUACUUACAUUCAGGAGCCCAACGAAGACUGCCUCUACCUGAACGUCUAUGUGCCCACGGAGGAUGUAAAGCGGAUUUCCAAGGAAUGCGCCCGAAAGCCCAACAAGAAAAUUUGUAGGAAAGGAGGAUCCGGCGCUAAGAAACAGGGCGAGGACUUAGCGGAUAAUGACGGGGAUGAAGAUGAAGACAUCCGGGACAGUGGCGCUAAGCCUGUCAUGGUCUACAUCCAUGGAGGCUCUUACAUGGAAGGGACAGGCAACAUGAUUGACGGCAGCGUCCUGGCCAGUUAUGGCAACGUCAUCGUCAUCACCCUCAACUAUCGGGUUGGAGUGCUAGGUUUCCUGAGCACUGGUGAUCAGGCUGCCAAGGGCAACUAUGGGCUCCUUGACCAAAUCCAGGCCCUCCGCUGGGUGAGCGAGAAUAUCGCCUUCUUCGGUGGCGAUCCCCGCCGUAUCACCGUCUUUGGCUCGGGCAUUGGCGCGUCCUGUGUCAGCCUCCUCACGCUGUCGCAUCACUCUGAGGGGCUUUUCCAGAGGGCCAUCAUCCAAAGUGGUUCUGCUCUGUCCAGCUGGGCUGUGAACUACCAACCGGUGAAGUACACCAGCCUGCUGGCAGACAAGGUAGGCUGUAACGUGCUAGACACUGUCGACAUGGUGGACUGUCUUCGGCAAAAGAGUGCCAAGGAGCUGGUAGAGCAGGACAUCCAGCCUGCCCGCUACCAUGUGGCCUUUGGCCCCGUGAUUGACGGUGAUGUCAUUCCUGAUGACCCGGAGAUUCUCAUGGAACAGGGCGAGUUCCUCAACUAUGACAUCAUGCUAGGUGUCAACCAGGGUGAGGGGCUCAAGUUUGUGGAAGGGGUGGUGGACCCUGAGGAUGGUGUCUCUGGCACUGACUUUGACUACUCAGUCUCCAACUUUGUGGACAAUCUGUACGGCUAUCCUGAGGGUAAGGACACCCUGCGGGAGACCAUCAAGUUCAUGUACACAGACUGGGCAGACCGUGACAAUCCUGAGACCCGCCGUAAAACACUGGUGGCGCUCUUCACUGACCACCAGUGGGUGGAGCCCUCAGUGGUGACAGCUGAUCUGCACGCCCGCUAUGGCUCGCCUACCUACUUCUACGCCUUCUACCAUCACUGCCAGAGCCUCAUGAAGCCUGCUUGGUCAGACGCAGCUCAUGGGGAUGAAGUACCCUACGUUUUCGGUGUCCCUAUGGUAGGCCCCACUGACCUUUUCCCCUGCAACUUCUCCAAGAAUGACGUUAUGCUCAGUGCUGUCGUCAUGACCUACUGGACCAACUUUGCCAAGACCGGGGAUCCCAACAAGCCGGUCCCCCAGGACACCAAGUUCAUUCACACCAAGGCCAACCGCUUUGAGGAAGUGGCCUGGUCCAAAUACAAUCCCCGAGACCAGCUCUACCUUCACAUCGGCCUGAAGCCAAGGGUCCGCGAUCAUUACCGUGCCACUAAGGUGGCCUUUUGGAAACACCUGGUGCCCCACCUAUACAACCUGCAUGACAUGUUCCACUACACGUCCACAACCACCAAAGUGCCGCCCCCGGAUACCACCCACAGCUCCCACAUCACCCGCAGGCCCAAUGGCAAGACCUGGAGCACCAAGCGGCCAGCCAUCUCCCCCGCCUACAGCAACGAGAACGCCCAAGGGUCCUGGAACGGGGACCAGGAUGCAGGGCCGCUCCUGGUGGAGAACCCUCGUGACUACUCCACUGAAUUAAGCGUCACCAUCGCCGUGGGGGCCUCCCUCCUCUUCCUUAAUGUCCUGGCCUUCGCCGCCCUCUACUAUCGGAAGGACAAGCGGCGUCAGGAGCCCCUGCGGCAGCCCAGCCCUCAGAGGGGAGCCGGGGCUCCUGAAUUGGGAGCUGCUCCCGAGGAGGAGCUGGCAGCACUGCAGCUGGGCCCCACCCACCACGAGUGUGAGGCGGGUCCCCCCCAUGACACCCUGCGCCUCACUGCACUGCCCGACUACACGCUGACCCUGCGGCGCUCCCCUGAUGACAUCCCACUCAUGACCCCCAACACUAUCACUAUGAUCCCCAACUCCCUGGUGGGGCUGCAGACAUUGCACCCCUAUAACACCUUUGCCGCAGGGUUCAACAGUACCGGGCUGCCCCACUCACACUCCACCACCCGGGUAUAG
Molecule: messenger RNA, 2551 nt
Organism: Eubalaena glacialis (North Atlantic right whale)
Lineage: Eukaryota; Metazoa; Chordata; Mammalia; Artiodactyla; Balaenidae
Gene: NLGN3
Product: neuroligin 3
Exons: 7
Coding region: 5-2551 (848 amino acids)
Biological process (GO): chemical synaptic transmission; synaptic vesicle endocytosis; postsynaptic membrane assembly
Cellular component (GO): cell surface; synapse; postsynaptic specialization membrane
Molecular function (GO): neurexin family protein binding; signaling receptor activity
Source: RefSeq, a predicted model, not a curated record